GGCACUUCAUUUGACAGUGCGCAACUGUUCGAAACUACUACAUGAACUUUCUAAAAUACUGAGUAUGUAUACGUAUGUGCCGGGCGAAUGACGUCCAACCUCUGCUCCACGCGCCAACGUCGCACGGUACCCGUCAACACGACAACCCGGCUCUUCUCGAUCCAUUCUCCUUCAAUUAAGCAAUUGCAAUGAACAACAUACCAGAACCUCCUCCAGGCUGGGACUCUGCCUCUGACUUUGCCCAAACUCGCGACCUAGACGUCGAACUUGUCGAUCCAAACGCACACAUCCUCGCACACACCCCACCAACUCGUGGUCGUGGACAUCAAGCUCCGCGUCGAGAGUUUCAGAAUGACGGUCCCGACACCGGAUCGAGGGUAGACAGACUACAAAGCGGCGGAUCAGGCAAACCAAAGGUCAGCGAGGAAGAACUCGUUCGACGCAUGGAACGAAUCAAACUCAAGAAUGCCAAGCUCACCGCACGUCACGAAGCAUCCACCGCCGACGCCGAACAAUUUCAGCGCUCGGAAGAGGAUCGGCGGAAGAAGGAUGCCGUUAUCGCGGAAGAACGCAAGAAGCGGGAUGAGGCGCGGAGAAAGGCACGGGAAGAGGAGGUUCGCAAGCGAGAAGAUCAGCAGAAGGCACUUAAGGUGAUGGCGGAUGAACGGGAAAAGAAUAGACAACGGAAACUGGUGGGCCAGGGGAGAAGAGCGUGGGAUGCGGAUAAGGAUGAGCAGGAGGUUCAGGAGCGGGAGGCGCCUAGAACGUACCCGAGGCGAGGGUUGCGUAGAGAAGGACGGGAUGCGGAUGAGCCUCCGAAGGAGCGAAACGGAUUUGGAUUCAGGGAGCGCGGACGCGGUAGAGGCGGUCGACCAGGUUCUGGGCCUCGACAAGAUCAACCUCCACAACAAGAAGUGUGGCCUUCACUGAGUGGUGCCGAGGUGAAGAAGAGCGCAGUCCCAGCAUGGGAACAUGGCAAAUCUAACCAGACCAGCGCAACGAAGGAGGCAAAGCCGAAGACAUCAGAUGCUGCCAAGCCCUCCUGGCAAACCGCCCCCGUUCCCACUCACAAAGAACCAUCAUCAGGGUGGGGUGACGAGCCAAAAGGGGAGCGGAGACAAAGAACAACCUCAGGCUGGGACGACGACGCAACCGAAGAAGAAAAACAAGCAACAGCAGCCGUCGCAAAAUCCCUCUGGGACACCCCCGAAGCCGCAGAACGAAAGGUUGAAUCAUGGGAUGAUGAAGUUGAAGCUGUAUCUUCAAAACUAGGCCUAUAGGUACCAUCUAUACCAACC
Messenger RNA from Saitoella complicata NRRL Y-17804, 1298 nucleotides. RefSeq lists its product as uncharacterized. Lineage: Eukaryota; Fungi; Ascomycota; Saitoellomycetes; Saitoellales; Saitoellaceae. Bases 189 to 1280 code for a protein of 363 amino acids. The record is from RefSeq and is a predicted model, not a curated record. The transcript has a single exon.